Messenger RNA from Gasterosteus aculeatus aculeatus (three-spined stickleback), 1714 nucleotides. RefSeq names its product snail family zinc finger 2 (gene snai2). NCBI's taxonomy places the organism in Eukaryota, Metazoa, Chordata, Actinopteri, Perciformes, Gasterosteidae. Gene Ontology annotation, molecular function: RNA polymerase II cis-regulatory region sequence-specific DNA binding; DNA-binding transcription factor activity, RNA polymerase II-specific. Gene Ontology annotation, biological process: regulation of DNA-templated transcription. The record is from RefSeq and is a predicted model, not a curated record.
UCCGUGCGGCUCCCGCGCCGCACUGCUCGCACCAUGACUCCCCACUGGACUUAAGCAGCCCGGAGCUCCGUCUUCUGCACGCCGCUUGUCUCCUUUUUCACACCCAAAGUUCGGCAAAAGUUCCCCCCCCUCCCCCCUCGUUUUUAUUUCCAAGAUGCCACGUUCGUUUCUGGUGAAGAAACACACCAACUCCGCAAGGAAGCCAAACUACAGCGAACUGGACAGCCCGACAGUGUUCCUCACGCCGCACAUCUACCGGGGCCUCCCCCCGCCCGUCAUCCCCGCGCCGGACACCCUGAGCCCGGCCGCCUACAGCCCCAUCACGGUGUGGACCACCAGCAGCCUGCCGCUGUCCCCGCUGCCCAGCGACCUGUCCCCCAUCCCCGGCUACCCGUCGUCGCUCUCCGACUCCUCGUCCAAGGACCACAGCGGCUCCGAGAGCCCGAGGAGCGACGAGGACGAGCGCGUGCCGCCCAAGCUGACGGACCCCCGCGGCGCGGAGGCGGAGAAGUUCCAGUGCGGCUUGUGCAGCAAGUCGUACUCCACCUACUCGGGACUGCUGAAGCACAAGCAGCUGCACUGGGACGCGCAGACGAGGAAAUCCUUCAGCUGCAAAUACUGCGAGAAGGAGUACGUGAGCCUGGGGGCUCUGAAGAUGCACAUCAGGACUCACACGCUGCCUUGCGUUUGCAAGAUAUGCGGCAAAGCUUUUUCCAGACCGUGGCUGCUGCAGGGACACAUCAGGACGCACACCGGAGAGAAGCCCUUCUCCUGCCCCCACUGCAACAGGGCUUUUGCGGACAGGUCCAAUCUCAGGGCUCACCUACAGACCCAUUCGGAUGUGAAAAAAUACCAAUGCAAGAGCUGCUCCAAAACCUUCUCCAGGAUGUCUCUUCUCCACAAGCACGAGGAGUCUGGCUGUUGUGCAGCACAAUGAACUCGACUGGGAUACUUUUACUUUUUCUCCACCGAGCCGGAAGAAAAAAAAAAGCAAAAAAAAAAAAAAAGAACACAAAAAACUCUUGUUGCUUCAUUAUUUUUUUUCUUCCCAGGAGAACCGUGAGGGAAUCACAGCGAAGGGUGUUUGUUCCCGACUAUGCAGACUUUUUUUUUUUUUUUUUUCAAGCAGUCCACAUUUCAUUUCAGAGUGAGAAAUAGCUCUGAGCUCACGUGCUUCCUCUCCAGCAGCGACUCCGUGUCGAGCUCGUACUUACCUACCUGUGCUAUUCAUGCACUUUCCCCCCCCCCUGCAUGUCUAGAGGCUUCUAUGUGUCCUUACAAUGUUAUCUCCCAGGGUUCUGUAUGAUUACCCACGGCUGUCAUGCAGUGCCUCCACUUUCUGUUUUCACGCGCACCACACAAACGAUACCAAGCGGCGCAUUAUGAACGACAGUACGCGUAUAAGGAAUACCGAAGCCAUUGUUACUAAGCGCAAACUUAGUUUUUAGGGUGAAAUAUUAUUACUUUUUGCACAGUCAUUAGAAGCAGUUUGCCAGCACUCAAACAGCAGAACAAACCUUCUCAAGUGCCUCAGUUUUCCUUGGCAAUAAUAUGUAUUAUUCAACAGUUUCCUGUUAUAUUUUUAUAUAUUGAAUGUAAGCGUGACUGAGAUGAUUGUAUAUUUACAGUGAAAACUGUGCCGCUGAAUGACUUUUUGAUAUUUUCAUAUUUUCAUGACACUUUAAGAAAUAAAGUUUCGUGACAUUUUGUAUAA